Messenger RNA from Hordeum vulgare subsp. vulgare (domesticated barley), 799 nucleotides. Its product is annotated as 26S proteasome non-ATPase regulatory subunit 12 homolog A-like. The coding region runs from base 1 to 546 and encodes 181 amino acids. The record is from RefSeq and is a predicted model, not a curated record. Lineage: Eukaryota; Viridiplantae; Streptophyta; Magnoliopsida; Poales; Poaceae. Gene Ontology annotation, cellular component: cytoplasm; proteasome regulatory particle, lid subcomplex; nuclear proteasome complex. The transcript has 4 exons.
AUGAUAUUUGGCUUUGUGCCGAUUCGGCUGGGCAUUCCUCUGUUUUGGAUGGGCUCGUGUGAGGAUAAAAAUCUGUCUGAGGUCCCAAAUAUCAGAUUACUACUGAAGCAAGUUGUUACCAUGGAGGUGAUCCAGUGGACAAAAUUGUGGGAAUUCUUCAAGGAUGAAUAUGAGAACGAGAAGAAUCUCCUUGGAGGAGCUUUAGGCACAAAAGCUGCGGAGGAUUUGAAGCUGAGGAUCAUUGAACAUAAAAUCUUGGUUGUUUCGAAUUACUAUUCGAGGAUUUCUUUGAAGAGGCUGGCGGAUCUUCUUUGCCUGAGCUUGCAGGAGGCAGAGAAUCAUAUCUCAGACAUGGUGAACUCAGAGGCCCUGAUUGCAAAGAUCAACAGACCAAUGGGGAUCGUGUCCUUCCGGACAGCCCAGGACAGCAAUGGGGUGCUCAACUCAUGGGCAUCGAACCUGGAGAAGCUCAUGGACCUGGUGGAGAAGAGCUGCCACCAAAUACACAAGGAGACGAUGAUCCACAAGGCGGUGUUGAAAGCCUGAAAACCAUUUUGAACUGAAUGGCCUUGUGUAGGUUGUGUGCGUAGUAGACUCUCUAUGGAUCUGAAUUCACUAUUGCUUGAUGGGUAAAACAAUUCUCCGCUCAAGUGCGAGCAUCGCCUGUUUGCUUUGGGAACUCGUGUGUGUGAACCGGUCUUGAAAUACUGUAACCACAGGGAAUGACGAAUACUAUUUGCUGUAUUUUUCUGAACAUUAUUUGUAUUCUUUGGUAUCCACUCUUGCGAACCUGGACUUA